This is a messenger RNA of Glycine soja, 729 nucleotides long. RefSeq lists its product as uncharacterized. Lineage: Eukaryota; Viridiplantae; Streptophyta; Magnoliopsida; Fabales; Fabaceae. The coding region runs from base 145 to 543 and encodes 132 amino acids. Gene Ontology annotation, cellular component: chloroplast stroma; protein folding chaperone complex. The record is from RefSeq and is a predicted model, not a curated record. The transcript has 5 exons. Gene Ontology annotation, molecular function: protein folding chaperone.
UCUGAUUAAUAUCUCAAUCCAUUAUUCCGUCCCUCAAUUUGAGUGUGGAACACCACACCAGAUUAUCUAAUCCUCACCACUUCAAUUUCUCAUUACUCAGCCAACUUAUACAAAUUAUAGUCUAAUUAUACUUUAAAUCUUCCAAUGUUCCCUGUCCUGUGCCUAAGUUCUCCCAGAACUACACCAGCACCAGGUAUUGGUAAAGAAAGUAAUACAAACCCAAAGCAUAUUGGAGUCAAUUAUGUGUUUCAAGGCCCUAUUGCUACCAAAUAUCGCUUUGUCAUUGCAAAGGCUGCAAAAGGCAACCAAAACACCAACCGAAAUACAAAACCGAAUAGUGUGAUUUGUGCUGAUUGUGAUGGAAAUGGAGCUGUUCUAUGCUCUCAAUGCAAAGGCAGUGGGGUGAACUCUGUUGAUAUUUUCAAUGGACAGUUUAAAGCCGGUGACACGUGCUGGCUUUGCGGAGGCAGGAAGGAGAUGUUAUGCGGGAAUUGCAAUGGAACAGGCUUUGUUGGUGGCUUCUUGAGCACUUAUGAUCAGUAGGAUAAAAAGUCCUUGUAGCCAUAUGGAGGCUCACACACACAUGUAUAUUGUGUCUCUUUAAAUACUUUCACUAUGUUGAUUUUAUAUUUGGAAAUUCUUAGUUCACUUGUAGACAUAGUGCCAUAGUGGUUGUUUAAAAAUGAAUAAAUCAACAAACAGAAAUAUGUAGUAACAUAUUUGCCCCCA